Molecule: messenger RNA, 4069 nt
Organism: Drosophila ananassae
Lineage: Eukaryota; Metazoa; Arthropoda; Insecta; Diptera; Drosophilidae
Gene: Gbs-76A
Product: glycogen-binding subunit 76A
Exons: 3
Coding region: 1211-3154 (647 amino acids)
Biological process (GO): regulation of glycogen biosynthetic process
Cellular component (GO): protein phosphatase type 1 complex
Molecular function (GO): protein phosphatase 1 binding; glycogen binding
Source: RefSeq, a predicted model, not a curated record
AAAUCGGUCUCAGUUGCCACACGACAGGACGGCCAAACGGGCGAGCUAAAGCAGACGAGAUACACGGCCUACAGUGGCGAAUGUAUCCACAAGAUACACGGCUAGGCAAAUUAACAAUAAUUAAAGCUCUGCGUGACAGGUCUCUCUCUCCCCCCUGGCCCUCCCCUUUCUCACUCUCACCUCCUGGCUCUGAUUUGGUGAAAAUAAUAUAAGAAAUCAAAUAAAAAUAAUAAUAUACGAAACGAAAUAAUUCUCGAAUCGAGUCGAAAUCUUUGUAUCUGUGUAUCAGAGAACUGAAAAAGAGGCCGCGCGCUCUCGCAAAUGUAUCUCAGCCGGCAGUGGGCGAAAGACGCAACUGCUGCGACCUUGGAAUGCCCUUGAAUGACACUCUUAUUGCGACCAAGUCGCCAACGUUGCCACUACAACGGGCGCUGAAACGGGCCACGGCUGCCACUCAGCGCUGGCAGAAUAAAGGAAUAUAAUAAUAUUUAAAAAUAUUUCUAAAAUAAAAUAUACACAUAAAAAAUAUAUAAAUAAUGCCAAAAAAAUAAACGGCUUUAAAGAAAAGUGAAAAUACUAUUGGAGUCAGAGUAGUUAUCGCGAGAGUGAGAAAAAGUGAGGGAACCGAACACACAAAAUAAUAAUAUAGAACAGCCGAAGAACCCCCCGACGGAAUUUCCUUGACAUCUCCCUAUCUUAAGCCUUAACCCAAAUCAAAAAUCGUGUGUGAGAAAUUCACUUUUAUUUUGUAAAUUUGAUAAAUAUUUAUACAUUUUCAAAUAAAACCUAUUUGAAAUUCAAGCAAAAAGAAAGUGUUAUCUAACUGGCGCCCUCUGGCGGCGAGUGUAUGCGUGCGGGCGUGUAUAUGUGUGUGUGGCCGACUAGAAAGUGAAAGUUCUCGACUGCGAAUCCUGCGGUAACCUUUACCCCACAUUGGGUCACUUCCUUGAGAGCGACUGCUACAUAAACGACAUCGGGGCACGCAAAAGGCAAUAAGGCCAAAAGCAUAUAUCCGGACUAUAUAUACAACGAAUCGGUAUAUGUAGGCGAUAUUUAUGCGACAGGUUCUGACAACUAAUUCUUUUUAUCGCCACGCGGAGGAAUACGCUGGCAAGGGCCGAAUUGGGAAAGCCUUGGAAUAAUAAUAAAACAUCAGAUAUUCCGCCGAUCCGUUGCAGCAGCCCCGACGUGGUGUGGUGACGUGACGUAAAUGAACGAUCCCGGAGAUAUUCCACUGACCCAUACAAGUACCCCGGACAGCAGGCCGCCCUGCAGCAUUAUAUCCAUUAUACCAACCAUAGGCAUGUCCUCAUGCCGCGGAAGGGCCGAGGCAUUCGCAAGGAGUCUGUCCUCCAAGUUGCGCACCUUGGGAUCACAGACAAACGAAGAGGGCGAGGGUAAUGCCGAGGAUGAGCCCAUCAUCAAUGGCACAAACACCAACACCUGGGUGAACUCGCACGACUCUGAGCAGACAGUCACAGACCUGCAGCCCCUGCGGCACGAGUCGGACUCCUUUUUCGACUUUGACUGCGAGCUGGAGUCGCCCGGCAGUCCCGUGGACGAGUGCGAGUACCUGCGCCUGAUCGAAACCGCCUCGAAUACGCCGCACAACUCCACGGCGGAGUCUGGCUACGCCUGCGCCUCAGUGGCCAGCAGUCACAGCAGCAGCACCGAUGGCCCUUACUUUGAUGCCUCGACUUCGGGAUCUGCCACAGUCACAGUAACAGCUACCCAGGCUGCCCAGGACCAAAUGCUGCCAGCCUCGGAUGUGAAGGAGUAUGUCAACCGUUUGCAGCUUAAUGGCAGUCAUGAGUUGGAAAAUGGGGUCGAGGAGCUGCCAUCCAAGAAAAUUGAGGUCCUGGAUGAAGACGAGACCUUCCUGCAGGCCCAAAUCCUCAGUGAACUGCAGCAACAGAGCAAUAGUUUGAGGAGCGAGGAGGAGAAACUGACCAACGGUCAUCUCGAAGAUGAAGUUCAUGAACUGGUCGUCGUAGAAGCGGAAGCCAAAUCCCAAACGGAAGUCGCAAACAUAGAGGAAAAUGCACCUGUCAGGACGCAAGAAGAAAAACCAAUAAAGGAAACAAACUCCGUGGAGGAAGCUCCUCAGGAAAUCACAGAAUCAAUCCAAGAUAGGAUUCCCACAGACGAGGAAAAGACACCUACUGAGGAUGUCGCAUCGCCCACUGACACAGUCGAGACAGUCAUCCCUGAAGACACCACCAAGGACAUCGAACUCUCUCCCGACAGCGGGGUGGACGAAACAGACAAAUCAGCCAGCAAUCUCACCGUGAAUGUGGAACUGGCCCAUAUCGAACAGGCCAAACAGGAUGCAGCCGAGGCGGUGGAGAAGAGGGGAGGCCACAGUCACGGCAUAGACACCACCGACGAUGAAGACGAUUGUCGGCCUCAGAGGAUCAGGCGUUGCUCAUCCCUAAAAACCGGAAAGACCCCUCCCGGCACUCCAGGCCGCAAAAAGAUAGUACGUUUUGCCGAUGUCCUCGGAUUGGAUCUGGCGGAUGUUAAGACCUUCCUGGACGAAAUACCAACCAUACCCAAGUCAGCGUUUGAGGAUCUGGAAAUCCUGGAAUCGGAACCGCCUUUGCAACUGGGUCCCAAGUCCGACAAGCUGCUGAUGCCACUCUUCCAGCAACCCGGCGGCCUUGCCACAUUCCUCGAUGCGGUCAGGGAGAAGCAGGUGUCGCUGGAGAAUGCCGCCGUAUCGGAUAAUAUCAACCAGACGAUAUCCGGAUCGGUGCGAGUUAGAAAUCUAGAUUUCCACAAAUCUGUUCAUAUUCGGUACUCCCUCGAUGGUUGGCGCAGCUAUGCCGAUCUUCAGGCCAACUACGUGGAGAACUCCUGCGACGGAUUCUCGGACAAGUUCACUUUCGUGCUCUUCGGGAAUUCCCUCCAUGUGGGACAGCGCCUGGAGUUUGCUGUGCGAUUCCAGUGCAAGGGCCAACAGUUUUGGGAUAAUAACUAUGGCGCCAACUACUGCUUCCAGUGUCUGCCCAGCUCGACCCAUCCCUCAUCCGGCAGCUCGACGGCAUCGCCUGCGUCCGUGGCGACUGGCGCCGUUACCUCCGGACACGGUGCCGGACUGGUCGGAUUGCUAAGCCCCACGGCGGGCGAUGCCUGGUGCAGCUCCUUCUACUAAAAUCUGGUUGAGAUGGGCAUAUCCGUAUCCGUAUCUGCAUCCGCAUCCGCAUCCAAACUCCAUCCCCAUCCCAUUUGGCAUGAGAUCAACGCCUGGAAGCCUUUCCAGCCUUGAGUUCAUGCUAAAGGCUCCUUAAAAUCAAAUUAUCCCAAGUCAUGGCAAGAUGAGAUGAGUGCUAGAGAUCACUGAUCCAGAUCAGUUUUGUUUACCUCAUUGGGCAGCCCCAUUAUCAGGGUGAAUGAAUUACUUUGGAAAAUCAUAUUAACUUUUGGAUAUCACAGUUGGGUUUCUUUUCUAAAAAGUCUUAAAAGCAAUCAAGUUUAUUUGGAAUUUUUAUAAUGUUCGUUUUUUAAAUUCUUGUUUUUAAAUACCUUUACGAAAUUGUAUUUAUUUCAUUUGUUAUAAACAACGAUUAACUUGUAUAAUUUCAAAGAAAUAAAUACAAACAAUUAUUGGAAGAUUUAGCUAAUUGAAAAAUAAAAGUUUCGUAAUAUUUUAAUGCAACAAAAGUUUAAAAAACCCAAAAAAAUAUGUCAGUCCUGAAAUAUCCAAACUAAUCUAUCCAAAACCCACCUCCAUCUAAUAAAAAGAAUGAUAAUGGUUUAUAUUUUUACGAUACAGGCAAGAAUGAAGGAUAAAAAGGAGUAGCAGGAGCUAGAGGAGCUGUUGAAACUUAAAGAGCGCCACAAAGAAAGCAAGAAAUAAAACUAAACAAACCAGAGUAGUGCGAACAUGAGAAUGAGAUCCAGAAAAGUUCGAAUGAAUCCCAAAGAUAGUUGUUAGUCGUACGUUUUAAGAAGAGCAAGUGAUAACAAACUAAAAAAAUCUGAUCAGUUUCUUUAAUGAUUUCUUCUGUUUUCAGUUUUAAGUUUCGAAUUUUCAGUUUUCCUUAAAUUAAAGUUUAGUUUGUUCCUA